Molecule: messenger RNA, 1518 nt
Organism: Pipistrellus kuhlii (Kuhl's pipistrelle)
Lineage: Eukaryota; Metazoa; Chordata; Mammalia; Chiroptera; Vespertilionidae
Product: mucin-6-like
Exons: 3
Coding region: 34-1518 (494 amino acids)
Source: RefSeq, a predicted model, not a curated record
CUCUCUGGGACCACAUCCCCUCCACGCACCUCCAUGUUCCCCAAGACCACCGGUGCAGGCACCGGGAGCCCGGGGCCACACACUGCCACAGCCACACCCAACGGCCCACACACUCCCCUCACUUCUCACUCAACCCCCACUGGUUCCGUGUCCACCACCUCCCACAUUACAGGUCCGCCAUCAGGAAUAUCAUUCCGCACCACCACCACCUUCCCAACCUCAUCUCCAUCCAACACCACUCAAUCCACCCAGGUCCCCAACUCUGCCACCUCCUCUGUCACUCCCACUUCUCACACAGUGGUCACCCCAACACAACCACACACCCAUUCUCCUUACAUCUCUAGCGCAAGGCCAACAGGCUCCUCACCAUCGACACACGGCCCUGCCACGGGAACAGUGCUCCCACCCUCCACACCGCCGUGGUCCACGGCCACAAGAGGGACCACCCAGGCCCCUCACUCUGCCGGCACAGCCAAGACCACCACCUCCCUGGUGUCACACCCAUCCACACCUGCCCUCUCUGGGACCACAUCCCCUCCACGCACCUCCAUGUUCCCCAAGACCACCGGUGCAGGCACCGGGAGCCCGGGGCCACACACUGCCACAGCCACACCCAACGGCCCACACACUCCCCUCACUUCUCACUCAACCCCCACUGGUUCCGUGUCCACCACCUCCCACAUUACAGGUCCGCCAUCAGGAAUAUCAUUCCGCACCACCACCACCUUCCCAACCUCAUCUCCAUCCAACACCACUCAAUCAACCCAGGUCCCCAACUCUGCCACCUCCUCUGUCACUCCCACUUCUCACACAGUGGUCACCCCAACACAACCACACACCCAUUCUCCUUACAUCUCUAGCGCAAGGCCAACAGGCUCCUCACCAUCGACACACGGCCCUGCCACGGGAACAGUGCUCCCACCCUCCACACCGCCGUGGUCCACGGCCACAAGAGGGACCACCCAGGCCCCUCACUCUGCCGGCACAGCCAAGACCACCACCUCCCUGGUGUCACACCCAUCCACACCUGCCCUCUCUGGGACCACAUCCCCUCCACGCACCUCCAUGUUCCCCAAGACCACCGGUGGAGGCACCAAGAGCCCUGGGCCACACACUGCCACGCGCAAGGCCAACAGGCUCCUCACCAUCGACACACGGCCCUGCCACGGGAACAGUGCUCCCACCCUCCACACCGCCGUGGGCCACGGCCACAAGAGGGACCACCCAGGCCCCUCACUCUGCCGGCACAGCCAAGACCACCACCUCCCUGGUGUCACACCCAUCCGCACCUGCCCUCUCUGGGACCACAUCCCCUCCACGCACCUCCAUGUUCCCCAAGACCACCGGUCCGCCAUCAGGAAUAUCAUUCCGCACCACCACCACCUUCCCAACCUCAUCUCCAUCCAACACCACUCAAUCCACCCAGGUCCCCAACUCUGCGACCUCCUCUGUCACUCCCACUUCUCACACAGUGGUCACCCCAACACAACCACACACCCAUUCUCCUUACAUCUCUAG